Molecule: messenger RNA, 554 nt
Organism: Drosophila takahashii
Lineage: Eukaryota; Metazoa; Arthropoda; Insecta; Diptera; Drosophilidae
Source: RefSeq, a predicted model, not a curated record
UGUUGACAUUUAUAGUAUUCGUGUUUCUCAUAAUCAUACCCAAAGCACUGUUUCAGAUCCCAAUGACUUAUGAAGCAAGCUUUGUAUCCAUAGACUGGGCACCAAAUUCACAACCAUUUGACUGGACUAAACUUCGAUUAAUUGGCCGAGACCAUAUAUUGAAUGGAACUUUUAAAAUUCUUGAAGAUUUUAACGAUGAUCACUACAAAUUCUCAGUAGAUAUCUACACCAAUUCCGCUCGCGACGGCAAUUUCAAGCUGAUGCCGAUAUCCAUGCCCAGUCAAGGGAUUUGCACACUGUUCAAGAGGCACGGGGACUAUAUAACGGAUAGCAUUAGGCACGGAAUUAACACAGACCUAUUUAUAAACAGGAAAGCUUGCGUUUUCCCAAAGGGGACGUAUUUCUUGAGAAACGUUACCCUUAAUGUGAAGCGAUGGCCAACUAUAAUGCCACGCGGCCUUUGCCGACACGUCGGUAAAUUCUAUAAAGAUGGAGUUCACGUCGGCACUUAUAAUAUUACCUCUUCCAUUGAAGAUCGCAUUCCUCAGUGGUAA